GUGGAGCGAACAUGACACUCCCAACCCACAUGAGCCUAUGGCAGAGGUUGCAGGCCCGUGCCUAGAUAGCUGUCCUGAGACCGCCUGUGUAAGCGUCUCUUUAGGCACGUCCCUCACAGGUGUGGCAGAAGAAUUAAAGGAGAGGAUGCCAGCCUGGGCCAAAAUGAAGAAGGAAAGUAAAGGACAACUGAUUUUGGUAGAUGUAGAGGUGUUUAGGAGUAGGGUAGGGGCCCUUAUAGAUUCAAGAGCUACCCGUAGUUACAUUAGCCGUAGGGCGCUGAAGAAGYUGAGGCUAGGWCUAAAGGUCCAAAAGCUAGUAGACCCCAUAGUCAGUGUCCUCGCAGACAACCGCACGAUGCGYGUUGAGGACUACGUAGAGGGAGUCCAGGCGUAUUUUCGCCUAGAGAAGGAUGGGAAGGUGGAGAAAGUUCUCCAUUCCCUGACUCUCCUCGUACAAGAUGACCUUCCUUUCGAUGUAGUGUUAGGAAUGGAUUGGGGAGAGGCAGCGGGGGCCACACUCCAUAUGAGAGAGCAUGAGUGUAGACUCCCUAGUCCGUCAGGCGAAGUGAAGACUGCUCGCCUGUUCCAUGCRUCCGGUGUAGAUAACACCUUGGCGCAUUGUUGUCUCAGUGCUCCYGCGUUCGCGCAAUUAGUAAGAAAKGAGCAGUUAGAGGAACARGUYUUUGUGGUGYAUGUUAGACCUGUCACUGAGGGCCAGGAAAAUGAUAGUUCCACAGAUCCAACAAUUGCCAAGCUGCUGGAAGAGUUCAAAGAUUUGACUGAGUCGCCGACAGGAGUAGUGUCGCGACCCAUCCAACACAGGAUAAAGAUAGAGCUUGGCAGUAGAACUCCUAAGGGUGCAGUCUACAGGAUGUCCCCUAGAGAGUUAAAGGAGCUUCGCAAACAGUUAGACGAACUCCUUGAGAAGGGUUGGAUCAGGCCCAGUUCGUCUCCUUUUGGAACACCAGUUUUGUUUGUCCCCAAGAAGGAAGGAGAGCUGAGAAUGUAUAUAGACUAUAGGGGAUUAAAUGCGAUCACCGUGAAGAAUGCUGAGCCGCUGCCCAGGAUAGACGAUCUUUUAGAUCGGGUGCAGGGUUGUAAGUAUUUCUCUAAGAUAGACUUAAAGUCCGGAUACCAUCAGAUAGAGGUUCAUCCUGAUGAUCAGUACAAGACUGCGUUCCGGACGAGAUACGGGCAUUAUGAGUUCAUAGUGAUGCCCUUUGGACUAACCAACGCGCCAGGUACUUUUCAGCGUUGCGUGAAUGACUUGUUUAGACCGUGGUUAGAUAAAUUUGUGGUAGUCUACUUAGAUGAUAUCCUAGUCUUUAGUAAGACCCUCCAGGAGCACCAGGGUCAUCUGAGGCAGGUCUUGGAAAAGCUUAGAGAGGCUAACUUCAAGAUCAAUGCGAAGAAGUGCGAGUGGGCCAAGACGCAAGUCUUGUACUUGGGCCACGUGUUGGACGGAGAUGGCAUUAAGCCAGAGGACAGCAAGAUAGCGGCGAUUAGAGAUUGGCCGACGCCCCGCACGUUGACAGAGUUGCGGYCGUUCCUAGGCCUAGCUAACUACUACAGGAAGUCCGUGAGGAACUUCUCCACUAUCGCCGCUCCCUUGCGCAGGUUGUUGAAGAAAGAGACAAUUUGGCAAUGGGAUAAAGACUGUACGUCUGCGCUAAAAAAGUUAAAGCGCGCGUUAAUAGAAUAUCCUGUCCUCAAAGUAGCGGAUCCGUCCUUGCCAUUUGUCGUUACCACGGACGCAAGUCAGUAUGGGAUAGGCGCCGUGCUGCAGCAAGGCGACGGCAAUGGCUAUAGACCCGUAGAGUUCAUGUCAGCGAGGAUGCCCUGUGAGAAGGUCGCUACCUUCACGUACGAGAGAGAACUCUACGCUCUCAUGCAGGCUUUAGACCAUUGGAAGCACUAUCUGUUUGGCAGGCACUUCCAAGUGUAUUCGGACCACGAAACGCUUAGAUGGUUAAAGACUCAGGCUAAGAUGACACCUAAGUUGACCAGGUGGGCCGCAGAGAUAGACCAAUUCGACUUUGAGCUCAAGCCAGUGAAAGGCAAGUACAAUGUAGUGGCAGAUGCUCUAAGUAGGAGAUCAGACUACUUUGAAGCCGUAGUACAUUAUCUGGAUAUAGGGAGAGACCUGCAGGAGAAAGUGAAACAAGCGUAUAUGCAGGACCCUAUCUAUAGCGACCUCCUAAAGAGAGUUAGAGAGGCCCCAGAGACCGAACCAGAUUACCGCACUACAGACGGGUUGCUGUUUGAGAAGACUAAUGUGUUUGACCGCCUGUGCGUUCCUAACAGCGAAGAGAUUCGUAGUCUGAUUCUCGGGGAAUGUCACGAUACGGAGAGACACUUCGGUUGGCAAAAGACGUUAGCCAAUCUGAUGCGUGCGUACACAUGGUCAGGGAUGAAGAACGACUGCAUAGAGUAUGUCCGCAGUUGUAAAGCUGCGAUUGAAAUGCAGUAUGGUCGGGUCAUCCGUGCCCAAUCCUUGGAAAAACGCAAGAAUGAACCACGUCUAGUUAAUCGUCGAUAUGACUUGGAGUUGGCAGCUAGGUCCAAAGUUCAGCCUACGAUUAGUCUUUAUACCACAAAAGGUUUGCUUAAAUUAGAAGUUGUCACUCAGGAUACUCCGUGGUGUGACAUUCACAAGUGGUAUGGUCACCCUUCCGUGAAGGGCCGCUAUUUGGCUAACGAGCCUCCUGAUCAGUGGGAGACAAUCAUCCAAAAGGCAAAUGAAGGGGUGGAUGGUCGAGAUUCCUCUCGACAAGAGUCUCUGAAAGACAUUGAAAUUAGAUCUGCACGAGAUCAAGGGAAACGCCAGGAGAAAAGGAAGCCAAGAGUAGAUGACACUCGAACUGCAAGGGGGGAUUUACACUCCCCUUAUCGCAGGGUUGGGGGGAAGGGGGGGGGAGCCGGUGGUGGAGGGGGAGGAGAGGGAGGAGCAAGUGGAAGCUCCUCUUUGGGGGGGAGUGGGGGGCAGGGGGGAGGYGGGGGGGAGGGCGCGGGCGGUGGGGAGAGUGCUGGAGUGGUGGCAGUUGAUGGAGCAGCUGUAUUCGGUGGAGCAACUCAGCAAUCUUCAGGAGCAUGGGCGGCGCUGAGAGCAGAAGAGGAGGCCAAAGAGGAAUCCAAAGGAGAAUUGAGGAGAGAGGCCGUGGAGGCAGCGACCCGAUUGGCCGAGGACGAGGAAGAAGAGCGCGAAGCAGAAGAAGAGUUGGUGGAAGCUGAAGAAGAAGAAGAAGAAGAAGCAGAGGAGAAGACUUCGGAGGAAGAGGAAGAGGCCUAUAGCGAGUACAGCGAGGGCGAGCAAAGUGAGGAGGAGGACGAAGACGACGAAGAAGUGGAAAGCGGGGACGACCAAGAGCCAACGCACGACGAGCUCGAGUGGGUGCCAGGACCGGAUCGGCGAGAGGAGAACCUGGAGGCUGCUGCGCGGCGCAAGAAAGAGAUCGCGAAAGGAAAGCGGUUGGCGAUCGAUCCCGCACUGAACGAUCCUUUCAAGUAUCCCAAGCCGCCCAAGCCGGAACAUGGAGACCUUGCUGCCACGACAGCGGGAGCCGCGACGACAAGGCGCCCAUCCCGAUCCCGAUCCACGUCCUCCUCCGCCUCCGCCCGUCCCCCAAUUCGUCAACGUGUCAAUGAGGGGCUUAGCCCUUCGUCCCUGAUCCAUAUACCACCAUCCCCUUAGGUAUCUCUCUUUCAAUCAGUAUUUCCAUCGCGUCGUCUACCCCCGUAAUCCCUUCCCCAUC
Messenger RNA from Chara braunii, 3752 nucleotides. NCBI's taxonomy places the organism in Eukaryota, Viridiplantae, Streptophyta, Charophyceae, Charales, Characeae. The record is from the annotation of a GenBank genome assembly.